CAACAACAACAACAACAACAACAACAACAUAAACACAUUUCAAGGUGGAUAUCGUACGUCAACGCGGAGUCGCCUCGCCGUCGGUGCUCACUCUCCCCGCUUGAUGGGAAGGGCGAAGCGGAAAAAAAGGGGAAAAGCUCUCCGCAAGCCCAACGCUCGUCGCCGCGGCCGCGGGGCUCCUGUUUGCGGCUAAAAUGUAGCGAGCACGUCGAAAGCAAGCCACCGUUGGGACCCGAGCUCGACACCAAGCGCGAUAUGACUCGUGUGACGCCGAGUAAGAGCGUGGAAUGGCUGCAAGUGGAGUUGGAGUCCGGUGCCGCUUCUGUGCUCCUGCUUGACUGCCGCGCACACGAACUGUACGAGUCGUCUCACAUCGAGGGCGCCAUCAGCGUCGUCAUCCCGGGCCUGAUGCUCCGCAGGUUCAAGAAGGGCAACAUCCCCAUUCGGACCAUCAUCCCCAACCACGAGGACAAAGAGAAUUUCACGCGGCGAUGUCGAACGGACACGGUGAUCCUGUACGACGAGAGCACCGUCAGCUGGCCGGACAGCGGAGCACCGUCGUCCGUUUUGGCUUUGCUUCUUCAAAAACUGUGGGAAGAUGGCUGUAAAGCGUACUACCUGGAAGGUGGCUUUGUAAAAUUCCACACCGAGUCCCCAGAACACUGCGAGACGCUCCUCGACAGCUCCUGUCCGAGCUCCUCUCCUCCGCUCUCCUUUCUGGGUUUUGGAAAUUUGCGAAUAAGCUCAGACUGUUCGGACGGGGAAUAUGACCGAGAACCCAGCAGUGCCACGGAGUCGGAGGAGAGCCCCCUCCCCAGCAAUCAGCCUGCCUUCCCAGUCCAGAUCCUUCCUUACCUUUACCUCGGCUGUGCCAAAGACUCGACCAAUCUCGAUGUGCUGGGCCAGUACAACAUCAAGUACAUCCUGAACGUCACACCCAAUCUCCCCAACAUGUUCGAACAUGACGGACGCUUCAGGUAUAAACAGAUCCCCAUUUCGGACCACUGGAGUCAAAAUCUGUCCCAGUUCUUCCCAGAGGCUAUAUCAUUUAUAGAUGAGGCUCGGUCCAAGCAGUGCGGCAUCCUGGUCCACUGUCUGGCAGGCAUCAGCCGCUCUGUCACUGUCACUGUGGCUUACUUGAUGCAGAGACUCAACCUGUCGCUCAACGACGCCUAUGACUUUGUCAAGAGAAAAAAGUCCAACAUUUCCCCAAACUUUAACUUCAUGGGUCAGCUCUUGGACUUUGAGCGGACGCUGGGACUGCACAGUCCCUGUGACAACCGCUCCACCAACGAACAGCAGCUCUUCUUCACCACACCGACCAAUCACAACGUCUUUCAGCUGGACACACUGGACUCUACAUGAGGAUCUUUUGAACGUUGGUGGUGGUAAUUUUAACUUGUCAGCGUCCUGACUUCUCUGCAACUUUGGCAGAGGAAAAGCCAUAUUUGAGUCAGUGUCUGAUGCCUUAUUAUGUAACUCAAGGAGAAAUGUGUUAAUCAGUAUGUGACAUUAAUACUUGGUCAUGUUGAAAUGUUUUUUAAGGAAACUGCUCUUUGACUGUUUUGUUUUUGUUUAUUUUUAAUAGCUGUCAUUGCAUUAUUAUAGUAAUGAUUUUGCUUCAGUGGUCUUAAUAGAGUCUUUGUCAUUAAGAAUGUUUUGCAACUGAUGGAAAAUAAGCUACUACAGUCAUCCGGCCUUGACUUUCUGUCCAACUUCUUAAUUCUGAUGACCGUUUGGCUGUUGUGUAAUUGAAACAAACCACCAUAGAAGCCAAUGGGUCACGUUUUAAGUCAAGAGUCUUCCACUAAUGUAAUGUUUUUUUUUAACAACAGGAAGGUAAAUGUGAGAUGCUGCAUACUACACAAUUACAUUUUAAGCAUAUAACAACACUGCUAUUCAUUCUGUCGCUCACAGAUGAGGUAUUUGCAUGAUUGUGUUACAUCAUAUACCACAGACCUUGUUGGUUUUUUUGUUAUAUAUUCAAACUUUGAAAUCAUCAAAUUGACCUUGGGUAACUGGACCAAGGUUUAGGGUCUUUUAGCGUGAUGUGUAACAUGAUUGCUCAUAAUGAACGGCUAUAGGCCUUGUUUUGUACUCCUGACAUUAUUAGUCUGGAGCGUCUCCCUCUUUGGCACCACGACAAUGUUGAAGGGAAACGUGAUGGGCGCAUAACUCGCUCUCUACUUGCCUGUCGGGCCUCCGAGCUAACGAGUGAGACUGACACAUGAAAAUGAGUGAAAGUUGGACUUAUGUCUUCUUACCUCACUGGGAGACAAUUUUCAGGGAUUUUUGUAGGCAUCUCUAUCAUGUCAUGGUCUCUCUAAGUGCAUCUAAGGGCUGUUUUGGUUGCUAUAUUUGUAAAGGUGUACAUAAAUUGCAAUGGGGGACCUUUUCUCAAAAAUAAUGAAGGAUCAAACAGUUACCUGAUUCUGAUCUUUAUAUACUGAAUAGUAUGUUUAACUAAAAUGUCCAAAGUAUUCUGUACAAGUUUAUAUAACAAAUAUAUUUUAUAUUUUUACUUGUA
Messenger RNA from Phycodurus eques (leafy seadragon), 2527 nucleotides. RefSeq names its product dual specificity protein phosphatase 7-like. Bases 256 to 1365 code for a protein of 369 amino acids. Gene Ontology annotation, molecular function: MAP kinase tyrosine/serine/threonine phosphatase activity; protein tyrosine/threonine phosphatase activity. The record is from RefSeq and is a predicted model, not a curated record. The transcript is spliced from 3 exons. Gene Ontology annotation, cellular component: cytosol; cytoplasm. Gene Ontology annotation, biological process: protein dephosphorylation; negative regulation of MAPK cascade. NCBI's taxonomy places the organism in Eukaryota, Metazoa, Chordata, Actinopteri, Syngnathiformes, Syngnathidae.